AGACGAGAAAAAGCGGACGUUUCAAUAAUAAUGUUCAUAGCUAGGAUGUUUCGUGGAGAAGUUCUUUAAUUCGUAUAAAGCGUAAGAUUAGAAUGAUAAAUCCAAUGUUUGAUACAUCUAGCUGAUCUCAGCUGCUCCAGGAACUCAGUGAUUUGAAUUGAAUAGCAUCACACAAAAAACAAUGGCCAAGAAGUUUAGUAAAAAGGAUUUAGAUGACCAGUUUGAAGCCUUUCUGAAAGAGUCUAUGUCAGAUGAUGAGGGAAUAAAUUCUGCUAGGGUUUCCAAAUAUUUGAAACCCAAAGAAAAACCAAAGAGUAACAAGCCAUGGUGGAUGAACGAAAGUGAUGAGGAGGAGGAACAACAACCAAAGGCCAAAGAAGAUCUUGGAAGCACUGGCAAAAGUUUCCUGAAAAGCAAACCUAAGAGAGCAGACAUAUCACAUCUUCUUCGUCAAACCCCUUCGCCGCCUCCCACCCAGACUCAAAGCAAAGUAGAUGUAACAAUGAGCAGAGACAGUUUAGAGGAUCUUAAUUCAAAAGCCAGAGAGGAACAGAAAAGACAAAAGAGUGUGAUGCUGCCCAGGGUCAGCCUGGAAGACACUCAGAGUUACACAGAAUCUGGUGAUCAAGAUGCCAAUGCCACUAUCCCACCAGGUAUGGAUACACUAGAUGAGAAAGCAGAAAAAGAACGGUUCUUUCAGGAUUUGGAAAAUAAAGAUGAACCUGCAGAUUAUGGGAAACUAAAUAAAGACUUAGAGGCAUCUGGUACUAUGGCAGGCACCCUAGAAUCAACAGGUGUUGCUUCUGACCAAGGUGGUUUUCUGAAGUAUCAGGAAGAAAGUAAAGAGUACAGUGAUGAUGACUUUGAAGACAGCAAGGAACAGGAGAGACCAAAGAUCACACCUAGGAAGAAAAAGGAGGAAAAGAGUGGCAAUGAACAGAAAUUGAAUCUUUUAUCAAAAGUGUCCCUCCUGGAUACCACGAUGGACUCCACCAUGGACACUGGCACCAUGCCUCAGGAUAAAGCUAGGAGAGGAUCCACUAUCCAGGAGGAGGAGAGGGAAGACCACCAGACUGGGAGGGAUGUGGGGCUUAAAACUAAAACUGGGACAGGAUUAUUCACUGACACUAGUCAAGAGAUAGCAGCAUUACAGAGUGCCCUGAGAGAGGCCGGCAUGUCUACAAUGCUAGGUACAGGAGAUGCUGACUCUGUAUUAAAAGACACUGGGGUGCAUGACAAGAGUGAUGUCAGCCAUGUCACAGAACAGACAGAGGGAACUAGGGGCUUUGGUCUAAAGCCUGUGGCUGGAGGAGAUACUGACAAGCCUUCUCGCACUGUUGAAGAUCUUCUAAGGGAGGCUGAAGAAAUUGAGAGAAGAGCCAAAGCAAGGCAGAGUCCACCACCAGUGGAUAUAUCAUAUGAUAAUGGUGGUAGAGAUGAGAAGUCAGAUGACAGACCUGCACUAUCCCCUGUACACAAAGAAGUCUCAAUAUCUGACCUGUUCAAGGACUUGGAUGAGCAGGACUAUACGACACAGAAUCAAUUGGCACCUAUAAUUGAGCAUUCUUCACCUAAACCACCCAGACCAGCUAAAAGAUCUAAACCUAAGACCAAAUAUGCUGAUAUCCCUAGUUCAGGCUAUGGGCUUAGAACCCCAACAAAGCCUAAAGGAACAUCCUCCAGGAAAACUGCAUGGUCACCAAAGGACACCAUGAAACAAAAAAUAAAAGGCACAGAGACAAUAACAGUGAAAGAGACAGGAAAGAGUAAAGUGGCAGAUACCCAUUUACUGGCAUCAGUGGAGUCCUUUGCACAGUACAUAAAGGAGCAAUUUGGAGACAAGCCUGGAAGACACAGGGAGAAAACAGAUGCACCUUGGCUUGAGGAAGAACCAAUUAUGUCACCACAGCAAAGAGAAGAGAGGAUUUCACAAAUUGGCAGGGAAAAGGCCUUGCAACAGGAAGUUAAAGACUGGCAGGAGCAGUGGAAGGAAGAGAGAAAGAUGAAUGUAAAGAUGAGGGCUGAUGCAGGAGCAUUAGAAAGAGACUAUGAAAGGAAGCUUGAAGAAUACAAAUUGAAUUAUGAGCAAGAAUUGUUUAAACUGAAACAAGACAAUUUUGUUCUUAUGGCAAAGGUAUCAGAAGCUGGACCAGAAGAAAGGGACAAAAAGAAGAUCCUGGAGGGAGACAGCCUGGAAAAUGUUAGCAAAGAACAAGUGCAAUGGAUGGAGAGAGAAAUUAGAGAGCAGGAAAAGCUGAUGCUGGGCUAUCAGCAGGAGAAUGAGAGACUUUACAAAGAAAUGAAAGCUAUGCAGAUCACGAAUAAAGCCACAGAAGAGAAAAUGUUCAAAGAGAACCAGAGACUUACAGCAGAGAUUGUAUCUUUAAGAACACAGUUAGAAAGACGCGAGGUAGAAUUGAAGAAUAAAGGCAUCAUCACCAGCUCUCUGGCUCAGCAGCAGAUAGUAGCAGGCAGUCCAGGCACAGCUAUACUGGGAGCUGGCAGGAUUGCACAGUUAAAUGCAGAGCUCAGGCAGGCACAGGACAAGAUUUUAAAGCUGGAACAGGAACUGAAAACAGCAGAGCAAGCCAGGACUGAACUUGAAAACCAUAUAGAAGUUAUAGUCAGAGACAGAGAAAGAUAUGAGGACAAGAUCAAAUAUGCCAAGGAAAUGAAAUCUCAGGAAAUCAUGUCAGUGCAGCAGGAGCAUGCCAAGGAGAUCGAGAGGCUGAACAGGAAACUGAAGUGGUAUGCUGAGAACCAGGAGAUGUUAGACAGAGACUCUGAUGCCUUGAAGGAGAAAAAUGAUGAGAUAAGAAAACUCAAGAAGAAGAUUGAGGAUCUGGAGUCUGAGAGUGGAACCAGGCAACUAGAACAGAAGGCAAGAGCAAAGGAAAGAUCCACAGAGGCAAAGAGAAUACAAGAUUUAGAGAGACAGGUUAAAGAAAUGGAAGCAAUAAUGAGAAAACGCCACCCAAACUCCUUGCCUUCCCUGAUAUGGGCUGCAUCUCAGGUACAAGAUCCAAAGUCACCAACCAAGGGACCUAGUGUGCAAUUCCUGGAGAAACAGGUGAAGAAACUGGAGGCAGAGUUAGACAAGAAGGACGAAGAGGCUAAGAAAGGCCUGAGAGUGAUGGAGCAGAAGUACAAUGCUAUUAAGUUUCAGUACGAGGAGCGCAUACAUGACUUAGAAGAUCAACUGUACAAGUACAAAGCAGCAGAUGCGUCAGAGUUGAGAGCACACCCACACACAAGCACUGUUGCACUCCACAAAGAGCUUGAUGCUGUGAAGGACAGACAUAAAAAAACUGUGGCAGAACUGGAGGCUGAGAUUGAAAGGUUGAAGAAAGAGUUAACGACCUUGAAAAACAAAGAAAAAGCUGCAGCCAAAGCAGAAGCCAAGGCAGCUGUAGAAGCUGAGAGUGAGCUGGAGCUCAGAGUGAAGGCAUUAAGUCUUGAGCUGGUCAACAAAGAUAAAGAAGUAGAGGUACUGAGGAAAAUGGUAAAUCAACUAGAAAUUGAGAAGAAACAUGUUGAGAUGGAUGCUUUGAGGCAAGCAGUCAGGCCAGGAGAAAAAGGAAAAGCAGUUGUCAAAGGAAAAGGAAGAGGAAAGGCUGGCAAGAAGACAUCACCACGUGAUCCUGCAGAGCAGCAAGAGAAACCACCGGUUUUGUCAGUCUUUCAGGAACCUUAUGUGAAUGGGAAAGAAUAUGAACCCAAGACUUUUUCUGGAUCUCAUAUAUCAGAUGUCCAAAGAGAAAAUGAAGAGUUGAAAGCACAGGUUGACCAGUUACAGCUAGAGUGUGACCAUCAGAGAGUUAACAUGCAGAAAGCAGUUGCUGAGGCAGAGGCAUCUAGUAGAAGGGCAAGGGAAGAUAUGGCAGAGCAAAUGGCAGCACUUAGAAAAGCCCACCAAGAUGAGCUCCAGAGGAUCCUGACUGACCAUGCCAUGAAGCACUCCACCUCCAAACUUGUAGAACUGCAAAGUAAAGUGGACUCACAGCAGGUAAUGUUAAAGCACCUCAAAGAGCAACUGGCCCAGGCUGACAUAGAUAGAGAACAGUUGUCUGCAGCUAGAAUUAGAGAAACUGCCUUAGAAUCCCAGGUGAAACAGUUACAGGAUGACCUCAGGGAGGCCAAAAAACAUCACUCACCAGAAAUGAAACACUUUGAGGCACUACACGAGAAAAUUACACAAAUGGAAAACAGGCACAGGCAAAGAGAGCAAGAACUACAACAGAUCAUCCGAAACACUAAGCUGAAUGCCGGGGUGGAACUGAAUAGGGAAGUAGACAAAUGGAGACGCAUGGUGGAGGUGAAAAAUCAAGAGACAGAAAGAUUUAGGAUAGAGCUGGACUCCAUAUUAGAAGUGCUGCGAGAGUUACAGAGACAGGGUGUUUCUAUGCCUAUGGGUGAAAUUAGGAGUUUCAGGACGUCUUGAUAAUUGUCCUUUUAUAAUUUUGAGUAUGCCGAUAAAAAGUUCAUGUUAAAUCUCCAGCAUGGCCAUGUGCUAAAUAUCUUCAUGUGAGCAAGGUUUACAGUUUUCCCAUCUAUUUUAUAGGCCCUUAAAUGUAUAAUGUUGGUAAUCAAUUUGAAACAUCAAAGUAAAAUGCAAACAGAAAACCAUUUGAUAAUUACUUUUAUCUAUUAUCAUUAGAGCAAUUGUCUUGAUCAUUACCUCAACAAAUGUAGAAAGUUGUGGUUUCAUUUGAAAUAAGUGAUAAAACUAAUUUAAUUUGGUAGAACGAAAAAAGGAAAUGUUUAUAGUAGUACUUGUAUGAUCUUUAUAGUAUUUGACAGGCACUGAAUAUUAUGCAUUUAAUGAUUUGAGUGCCUUUUAAGAAUCUUACAUAAUUGCUUCAAAUACCGUAAAAUGUUAUUAAGAAAAGAAAACUUGAGUGGCAUAAAUGAAAUUAAAUGGAGAUCAUUUGAAAGAGAGGUAACUUGGUUCAUCAUAUUAUUGUAAAAAGAGUUAUCAUUGACAACAUGAACUUGACAAUAUCCCGUCUUGAGGUUUAAUGGUAGGUUUAUGUGAACAUUCAUGACCAAAAUAUCUGCAUAAAUUGAAACAU
This is a messenger RNA of Lingula anatina, 5072 nucleotides long. Its product is annotated as centrosomal protein of 162 kDa-like. The record is from RefSeq and is a predicted model, not a curated record. NCBI's taxonomy places the organism in Eukaryota, Metazoa, Brachiopoda, Lingulata, Lingulida, Lingulidae. Gene Ontology annotation, biological process: cilium assembly. Gene Ontology annotation, cellular component: axonemal microtubule; centriole.